Messenger RNA from Aaosphaeria arxii CBS 175.79, 696 nucleotides. RefSeq lists its product as uncharacterized. Gene Ontology annotation, cellular component: endoplasmic reticulum-Golgi intermediate compartment; Golgi apparatus; endoplasmic reticulum. Gene Ontology annotation, biological process: intracellular protein transport; Golgi organization; endoplasmic reticulum to Golgi vesicle-mediated transport. The transcript is spliced from 4 exons. The record is from RefSeq and is a predicted model, not a curated record. NCBI's taxonomy places the organism in Eukaryota, Fungi, Ascomycota, Dothideomycetes, Pleosporales. The coding region runs from base 1 to 696 and encodes 231 amino acids.
AUGAAGACCUUUCUCGCUUUAUUAAGCUUCCUAGGCUUCUUUGCCUCAGCAGUGCAUGCUACAGCUCUCACGUACCGACUGGAGGCGCACGAACGAGCAUGCUUCUUCGCGACUACUGAGCACAAGGGGACCAAGAUUGCUUUCUACUUCGCGCUUCAGCUUCCUUCAAUUCGUACGGAAAUUGUCCCUAGACUAAUUCAUGGUGCUUCACAGGUCCAAUCUGGCGGUUCUUUCGAUGUGGACUACUCGGUUGCCGGCCCCAACGAGAAGAUUAUAUUGGAUGGCACCAAGGAGAGGCAGGGAGAUUUCGUCUUCACGGCCAACGAUGUUGGAGAAUAUCGAUUCUGCUUCAACAAUGAGAUGAGCACAUUCGCCGAGAAGACGGUUGACUUCGAGAUUGCUGUCGAAAACGAGUCCCGAAAUGCCCACCUCCCCUCCAAGCAAGGCUCCUCCCCUGAGCAGACCUCCGUGCUCGAAGAAUCCAUCCUCAAGCUCUCCGCCCAGCUCUCCACCAUCUCGCGAAACCAGAAGUACUUCCGCACGCGCGAAAACCGAAACUUCAGCACCGUCAGGAGCACCGAGAAGAGGAUAUUCAACUUCAGUCUCAUGGAGGUCGGUCUGAUGAUCACGAUGGCGGGUCUGCAGGUCUUCAUUGUCAGGUUCUUCUUCCAGGGCGCACGGAAAGGUUACGUUUGA